Messenger RNA from Mastomys coucha (southern multimammate mouse), 577 nucleotides. It is a transcript of the gene Eddm3b, whose product is annotated as epididymal protein 3B. Bases 1 to 450 code for a protein of 149 amino acids. The transcript has a single exon. The record is from RefSeq and is a predicted model, not a curated record. NCBI's taxonomy places the organism in Eukaryota, Metazoa, Chordata, Mammalia, Rodentia, Muridae.
AUGUCCCUGAUGUCUGCUCUGAUGUCCUCUCUCAAAGCUUGGGACCUGCUCCUGCUCCUGCUGUGCCUGCAGCAUAGCCUACCUGCACAAAGCACUUCCAGGAGGCAGUUCCUGGAACACCAUCACCUGAAUCCAUACAAAGCAUUCAGUGUCUACAACUGUGAUGUCCUCAUGACAGAUAAAGCUCUGAAACCGAAGCUCUCACACCCGUUUGUUUAUAUGACAUGGUACAAAGUUGAGCAUAUAUGCAUUGGUAGCAACUGGAAAGAUCGCUACAAAAAUUUAUAUGUUUGGGCUCAGACUCCCAUUAAGGUCCUCAGGUGCCAGUGGGAGAGUUUAAAAAGUAGAUACACAGAGAGAAGGAGCUACAGCUAUGUUCAGUUCCAUUGUAAUGCUGAUGGGUAUGUCGACAGCAUAGAGGACAUGAAGGUUCUAGAGCCCAUCUUGUAGAAAGUCUUACCAGCUCUGAAUGGCUCUGAAAGAGCAGUGAGUAGUUCUGAAAUGUCAACCCCCCUCACUCAUCCCUCACUCCCCCACCCCACCUCCUUGCCCACCUCAACCCUCCACCACCCACCCU